AUGCAUGAUCGUUCUUCUUUACAAAGCAGGCUUCUAUUUGGCAUACCCGUGGCGCUCGUCGCAGGCCUUUUAACCCAACUUCAAGUCCCAAUUCCAACAUGGCUUCAUUUGACCGACCACGAAAGACCGCCAGUGAGCAGUGCCAUUUCUCCCAAACAUAUGAACUCCUAUGACCUUGUCCACAUAUGCCACUGUCCAGAGCGCUCCCUUGAGUGGCGUGAUGUAUCUAGGUUUUUACUGCAUCAACUACACUUCGUAACGACUGAUUGGGCAUCGUUAGCCAUGAAUCUGCUCUUUGCUUUGAACGUGCUAAUGUGGAUUGCGCAGUGGUUGGCAAGCUGGAAAAAGGCCAAGAACCUUUUGCAUGAGGAGCCAACAGCGACCACCCUGGAUAGCACUUUCCAAGAUGAACGUUGCGCCGCACUGUACACCGCCAAAGAAAGAGCUCUGCUGCAGUUUCAAAAACUGAAUUCGCAGCCGCCUCAUUUUGUUUAUGGAUUCGAGGAUCCUUGGGACUGCGAUCCGGAUGAGUUGCUACCUCCACUACGAAGCAAGGGUACAGAAAGCGUGGAAACACUGCAUCCGAGCUCAAGGCCGAAAUCCUUAUCCUCAACCCAGACACCAAUUACUGGAAAAACGUUGGGAAAAGCCGUUCCAACCGGUGCAAACACAAACCAGAACCCCGCCAUGAAUGUGCAUUCUUCGAGUAUCCGUACAGUGGUUUCCCGUUCAUCACUUACGCCUGACCGCCACUCCGAACCGCCUAUCAAGCCGUCAUGUCACACGUCUUCCAAAUUGAAAUUCCAUGCCGUGACAGUUCCUAGCACUCCUAUUCACCUAGAGCGAUCCAGCCCCGAGAAAAAACCAUUGGUUUCUACAGUGGAACAGUCCACCGAAUUGUCUUUACCGGAAUCUCUUGCGGCAUCGCAGGACUCGUCAUCAACAAGUUCUCAUGCGAAAAAUCAAACUCUAACCCCCGAAAACUUACCUCUAUCAUUUCACCAGCCCUCGCCUGCUAAGUCUACUAUCUUGAAGACAGAACUGACUCAAGAGCAAGUCUACUCUCAACCAUUUAUCUACUGA
Molecule: messenger RNA, 1083 nt
Organism: Lachancea dasiensis
Lineage: Eukaryota; Fungi; Ascomycota; Saccharomycetes; Saccharomycetales; Saccharomycetaceae
Source: the annotation of a GenBank genome assembly